AUGGCACGAAACGCCACGUCCUCAACGAGCGACGUCCUCCUCUACUUCCUCGCCCUCUUCCUGCCUCCAAUGUCCGUCUUCCUCAAACGCGGAUGCGCCGCCGACUUCUGGAUCAACAUCUGUCUUUCGAUCCUCGGCUGGAUCCCCGGCGUGCUUCACGCAUGGUGGAUUGUCAGCAAGUACGAGACGCCAGCGCGCCCGAGGCAGCAGGUUGCUGUUGCGCCGGGAGGUGGACCGAUGGUGCAGCAGCGGUACUAG
This is a messenger RNA of Cyphellophora attinorum, 258 nucleotides long. Its product is annotated as Plasma membrane proteolipid 3. The transcript has 2 exons. The record is from RefSeq and is a predicted model, not a curated record. NCBI's taxonomy places the organism in Eukaryota, Fungi, Ascomycota, Eurotiomycetes, Chaetothyriales, Cyphellophoraceae. Bases 1 to 258 code for a protein of 85 amino acids. Gene Ontology annotation, cellular component: membrane.